Phragmites australis (common reed) is the source of this 1263-nucleotide messenger RNA. Its product is annotated as proteasome subunit beta type-5-A-like. The transcript is spliced from 9 exons. Gene Ontology annotation, cellular component: proteasome core complex. Gene Ontology annotation, molecular function: threonine-type endopeptidase activity. The coding region runs from base 228 to 1064 and encodes 278 amino acids. NCBI's taxonomy places the organism in Eukaryota, Viridiplantae, Streptophyta, Magnoliopsida, Poales, Poaceae. The record is from RefSeq and is a predicted model, not a curated record.
CACCCCCAAAGCCCGAUACCACUUCGUCCCUUUCUCGUCUCCCGUAUCACCGACUCUCCCUCUCGAACCCUAGGCGACGGCCGCCAGUCCACCGGGAAGAGCCGCGACCCGCCGCCGCCGCCGAAUUCUGGGAACGGAAAAGGGACCGCCUCCUGCAAGGUCUCAUUGCUGUGCAUCUUUCAGCCUUACAAAAAUGGAUGCCAUGUGGAAUUUGAGCCGGCGACACCAUGGCCAUGCUGAAGCUGGACAUGUCUGCCCUCGAGACUCACUUCGGCCUUCCCGCCUGCGACGACGGCGACGGCCUCUACUUCUCUGAAACCGCCGACAUGCCAUCCAUGGUGCUCCCCACCUGUGCCGACUUUGACGGGUUCCAGGCGGCGACUAAGGACAUGAUGAAGAACAAGCGGGGGACGACCACACUCGCCUUCAUCUUCGACAAGGGCGUCAUCGUCGCCGCAGACUCCAGGGCCAGCAUGGGUGGCUACAUAUCUUCACAAACUGUGAGGAAAAUUAUCGAAAUAAAUCCUUACAUGCUGGGGACAAUGGCUGGAGGCGCUGCUGAUUGCCAGUUCUGGCAUAGGAACCUAGGAAACAAGUGCCGGCUCCAUGAGCUUGCGAACAAGCGAAGGAUCUCUGUUGCUGGUGCUUCAAAGCUGUUGGCUAAUAUCCUGUAUUCCUAUCGUGGGAUGGGACUGUCGAUUGGUACAAUGAUUGCUGGAUGGGACGAGAAGGGUCCUGGGUUGUACUAUGUUGACAGUGAGGGUGCAAGGCUUGUGGGCAACAGGUUCUCUGUUGGUUCUGGUUCCCUCUACGCUUAUGGUAUCUUGGAUGAAGGUUACCGCUUCAAGAUGUCAGUUGAGGAAGCUGGUGAAUUAGCCCGACGGGCUAUUUAUCAGGCAACAUUCCGUGAUGGAGCAAGUGGUGGUUGUGUUAGUGUUUAUCAUGUUGGCCCCGAUGGUUGGAAGAAGCUUUCUGGAGAUGAUGUUGGGGAGUUGCACUACCACUACUACCCGGUUCAGAAAACUCCUGUUGAACAAGAAAUGCCCGAUGCGCCUACUGCUUAAACCUACUGUGAAGAAAACCUGAGUGGAGGCGCAUGUAUCCACUAUCCGGGGACUGAUAAUUGUAGAAGCGCCUUAUUUGUGAACUUGGACAUGUUUCUCUCACAACGUUAGAUCACCUUUGUGUUCUGUUGAUUUUUCUGAGCAACUUCGACUAUUAUCUUGAUCUACCGAUAUAGAUGUUUCUUUGAGGUAUCGUUUA